UUAGCUCGAAUGGAAAUGUCCGUCUCUGACUGAUUUUUAUUUGUUGUCUGAGUGAAUGAGAGAUUGAGAGCAGGAAGUACCGAGAUGAGAUAAUAAUUAAGUUUCUGGUUUAAAUCUUGGGUCUGCGCUGGCUUUGGCGACUAACAAUACAGGCCCGAGCUGGCAUCUGAUGCUCGGCAUUUCUUUGUGAAAACCCUUCGAUUGAGAUCUUGGGUAGCCAGACAUAGUGUCUCUCAUAUGGAUAUUAAUCGUGAUGGAUCUUGCACUAAAACUGUACAUUUAACCACAAUGGAGAGUUGACAAAAUGGACGGAGACAGUUCAACCACCGAUGCCUCCCAGCUGGGCAUUACUGGAGAGUACAUGGCAGGAAGCCACUACGUUCUGCAGUCUCAGGACGAUGAUGGAGACGAAGGCUUGAAUGACCACGAAGACGGCAACGGCAGCAAAGACAACUUCCGCGAGCAGGACAUCUACCUACCCAUCGCCAACGUGGCGCGCAUCAUGAAGAACGCAGUUCCUCAGACGGGAAAGAUCGCCAAGGACGCGAAGGAGUGCGUCCAGGAGUGCGUGAGCGAGUUCAUCAGCUUCAUCACGUCGGAGGCCAGCGAGCGCUGCCACCAGGAGAAGCGCAAAACCAUCAACGGCGAGGACAUCCUGUUCGCCAUGUCCACGCUGGGCUUCGACAUGUACGUGGAGCCCCUCAAGCUCUACCUGCAGAAGUUCAGAGAGGCCAUGAAGGGAGAGAAGGGAAUCACCACCGUGUCUGUGGCCGAGGGCCUCGGAGACGAACUCACAGAGGACAGCUUCACAAAUCAGCUACCAGCAGGUCUCAUUACUGCUGAUGGGCAGCAGCAGAACGUCAUGGUGUACACCACCUCUUACCAGCAGAUCCCUGGGGUACAGCAGAUUCAGUUCUCCUGAUUGGACUUCCUGUUCCUGAGAGCAGGGCUGUGGAGCAGAAGAGGCUGGUGUCUGUGUGCCAGACAGAGGUCAGAGGUCAAAGGUCAAGGGUCAACAUCACUGCACUGGCUUCUGGGAGG
Messenger RNA from Conger conger (European conger), 1041 nucleotides. RefSeq names its product nuclear transcription factor Y subunit beta-like. Gene Ontology annotation, cellular component: nucleus; CCAAT-binding factor complex. Gene Ontology annotation, molecular function: RNA polymerase II cis-regulatory region sequence-specific DNA binding; protein heterodimerization activity; DNA-binding transcription activator activity, RNA polymerase II-specific. Gene Ontology annotation, biological process: regulation of transcription by RNA polymerase II. The transcript has 7 exons. The coding region runs from base 305 to 922 and encodes 205 amino acids. The record is from RefSeq and is a predicted model, not a curated record. Lineage: Eukaryota; Metazoa; Chordata; Actinopteri; Anguilliformes; Congridae.